This is a messenger RNA of Hyla sarda, 3075 nucleotides long. RefSeq names its product gastrulation brain homeobox 1 (gene GBX1). Gene Ontology annotation, biological process: regulation of transcription by RNA polymerase II; regulation of nervous system development. The record is from RefSeq and is a predicted model, not a curated record. Bases 13 to 984 code for a protein of 323 amino acids. Lineage: Eukaryota; Metazoa; Chordata; Amphibia; Anura; Hylidae. Gene Ontology annotation, molecular function: DNA-binding transcription factor activity, RNA polymerase II-specific; RNA polymerase II transcription regulatory region sequence-specific DNA binding. Gene Ontology annotation, cellular component: nucleus. The transcript is spliced from 2 exons.
GGGACCUUUUGUAUGUUUGCCCCCUUUACUGCCCACUGGAGGGCAACAAGGACAAUGCAUCGACCUAGUGGGGUGGGCAGCACCUUCUCCAUAGACUCUCUGAUUGGGACCCCAGCGGUGAGACCGGGGCAGGUUCUGUACACUGGGUACCCCAUGUUCAUGCCCUACAGACCCCUGGUGAUCCCUCAGAGUCUCUCUCCAUCCCCGCUGCCCCCCAUGGCUCCUAUGCCCUCAUACUCUGAACGCCUGAAUAACACUUUCUGUGCCAGUCUGGGGCAGGGGCUGCCCUCCAUGGUUGCUCUCACCACAGCUCUGCCCAGCUUCAGAGACCUGCCCGAUGGAUUUUACACUCAGGAACCUCAGAGCAGAUCCCCCGACUCUGCAGAUGGAACCAGACAGCAAGAACCCCACAAGACGGAGGAGAAGAGUCCAGAGCGAGGGAACUACUCCGAGCCCUACCCCAGCCUGACAGGAGACUCCAAGCUAUACAGCUCAGAUGAAGAGAAAAUGGGAGGAAAAGCCUCUGAGCCGGGCUGCAGUGACCAUGAAGAAGAGGAGACCUCUGGAGAAAGCUGCGAUGAGAACCUUCCAGAUCAGGGGCACAGCCCAUCGCGGGGCAGGGUUAAGGGGAAGAACGCCUCUCAGGACCCAGGUAGAGAUGGAGCAGGGACUCCUGGAAAAAGCCGAAGACGCAGGACAGCGUUCACCAGCGAGCAACUCUUGGAACUUGAAAAAGAAUUUCACUGUAAGAAAUACCUUUCCCUCACGGAGAGGUCGCAGAUCGCUCACACUCUUAAACUCAGUGAAGUGCAGGUGAAAAUCUGGUUCCAGAAUCGCAGAGCAAAAUGGAAACGCAUUAAAGCUGGGAAUGUCAGCAGCCGAGCAGGGGAGCCUGUCCGUAACCCAAAAAUUGUGGUACCGAUCCCUGUGCAUGUCAACCGCUUUACUGUCAGGACCCAACAGAUGGAUGGUGCUCGGCCAUAAAGCUGAAAAAUGACUCAAUUUAGAGAGGUGGAAAGUAUUGCAAUAAUUAUGUAAUGCAACAGAAUCCCUAAUUGUUAACUCAUGAAUGACCUGAAACAAGGACAAUGGUAUUGGCGUUAGGGUUACCCCUUACCAUUAUCAUCAUCAGGAUAAAUAUCCAGCACCUUAUGACCAACUAGAAAACUGAUGUAAAAUACAAUCGGUGGUAAUAUUUACGUGUAUCAAUAAUCACAGUUUUCUAUAUGAGGUUCUCUGGCACUGCCUGUCUGAACUGGAGCGACUGACUGGAAUGGGGCAUUUGUCUGGACUGGUGGGAUCGUGUGGACUGGGGCAACUGACUGGAUUGGGUUGACUCUGGUCUGGGGCCACUGACUGGGGCGAUUGUCUGGACUGGUGGGAUUGUCUGCAUUGGGGCGACUGUCUGGUGCGAUUGUUUGGACUGGUAGGAUUGUCUGGACUGGGGGGGACUGAAUGGACUAGUGAGAUUGUUUGCACUGGUGGGAUCGUCUGGACUGGGGUGAAUGACUGGACUAGUGAGAUUGUUUAGUCUGGUGGGAUUGUUUGGACUGGGGGUACAGUUUGGACUGGGGCGAUUGUCUGGACAUGGGAGAUCAUCUGGACUGGGGGUACUGUCUGGUCUUGGGCGAUUGUUUGGACUGGUGGGAUUGUUUGGACUGGGGGGACUGACUGGACUCGGGCGAAUGUUUGGACUGGUGGGAUCAUUUGGACUGGGGCGAGUGAGUGUAGGUUCUUAACUUUGAAGGACGCCUGGACAAAAACCACAGCUUUACUCGUAGCUAAACAAAUGGCGCCUUUUGCACAAGUUGUACUUUAAAGGGUUUAAUAAACAUCAUUUUUUAGUUCUUUAAGAUGCUGGAUAUUUGAUCUUUGUCACAUUAUUCUCCUUACGUGGCCACCAGGCCAUCCACGUAUCACUGGAUAUAUGAGGAUACAGACGCACAAGGAGCACAAACCAACCUGCCUCGUCGAGACAGGAGCAGUCAAGUAAUCCCCCGUGGUGGCCCGGGUGGGGGGAGGAAAACCUCAAAUCUGUUCUAUUCCUUGCACUAAUUUUUUUCUGCAUAUUCACAGAUCUUCGUUUUGUUGCACAUUCCCCACAAUGAUACCAUGUCCACCAGUAGUGUCCACCAGUAUGUGUGUGAUUAUAGGACAACUCAAAGGUGACUUAAAGGAGUCAAUGGUAUUACACAAAUAAAGGCCAUACUUGCUGCACUGACACGGUUUGACUAGAAUGACUCCAUUUUGUCUUUCCUUCAGGCUGACCAUUGAACAUUUGACUUGUUAACUGGCCCACAAUGAAUGCACAUGAAUAUCUUCUGGCGUAACAGGUCACUUCUCUGGUAGUUAGUGUUAGGAAAGAGGCAGGAAGACUUUGUAUAGAAAAUGAUAUUGGCAUAAAGCUUCAUAAGUAAGAGAUCCUCGGGGGGAUUUAGGAAAACCAACGUAAAGGAAGAGUGGUGCAGUAACCAAUAGCAACCAAUCAGAUCGCUUGUUUUAUGUUUAAGAGGCCUCUUUAAAUAAAUCAGAUUGGUUGCUAUGGGCAACUGCACACCUCCCCCUCUACACAAGUAUUUAUAAAUCUCCCCCCACAGAUAGAGGGGCUUGUUGGGAAAGUUCAAAAAGGUUUGGGCAUAAAGCGUAUGCAGUCCUGCUGUCUGACCAUGCCUGGAAUCUGGGAGGAAGCUGCCAGGAACAUCAGUGCCUUCAAACGCUUGGACAAGUUUUCUCUAUUCUCGACUAUAGAAAGAAGCUGUGAUGUCAGGGUACUGCUGUUUCCUUCCAUACAUGAAACUAUGGGGAUAUUGAGCAGUAACAAAGUGAUGGUCAUUCUCUGACUGGUCCUUGACUUGAUCUCACCAGGUCUGUAGAACAAAACUGCUUCUCUGCUAUGAAUACGUAAGAUCAGUGGGACCUGAAGACUAUCGGGGACAUUUAUCAUCGUUGCUUUCUUGCUGCGUUGCUGCGUUGAGUUCUGUAGGCAUUUUUUUUCUUGCUUUUGCUGAUGACACAUUUAUUAUACUAUCAUGGAGGGUUGAUAAAUUUGGCUUACAUAAGCAAAAACAAAUAAAU